Messenger RNA from Fraxinus pennsylvanica, 2442 nucleotides. NCBI's taxonomy places the organism in Eukaryota, Viridiplantae, Streptophyta, Magnoliopsida, Lamiales, Oleaceae. The record is from the annotation of a GenBank genome assembly.
AUGUCCUACAGAAGAGAAAGACGGAGUGACAAUAAUGAUUCAGAGCUGGAGGAUUUAAAGAACAGGUACUAUCAAGAAUUGAGAGACAAAAUAGUCAAAAUCAGGUAUUCUGGGAAAUAUCUCCAAUGCCCUUACUGUUGGGAUCAUAGGAGAAGUGAGUAUGAUUUCCGGGAGCUAGAAAGGCAUGCUUCUCGCAUAGCUAGAGACUCAAAGAGUGCAAGCUUUAAAGAAAAAGCUAGACAUAUGGGUCUACUUAAGUAUUUGGAUAGGUAUGGGGAUACAUUGCAAAAGUCACCACGAUCAAGUCGGAGAAAUUCUGAGAAAGAGGUGAGUUAUUUAGAUGAAAAGAGCAAAUCAGCAGAACUUCCUGGAGGAAAAGUGACUGAACCAGGGGAAAUAGUGACAACUGAACAGGGGGAAUUAGUGACUACUGAACCAGGGGAAAUAGUGACUCAACAGGGUGAAAUAGCUAUUGAGCCAUGGAAUAAAGCUUCUGAACCAGGGGAAAUACUUAAUGAAUCUGUGGAAACAAGUGUGUUUGCUAAAGAAUCCUCAGUAAAAUCUUUUGGUAGAACUACCAAAAGAAACUUGCGAUCUAAUUUUUGUGCAAUACCUGCCAGUUCGUCUACGCAUAGAGGUAAUGGUGAGCUUUUUGUUUGGCCUUGGAUGGCUGUUGUUGCAAACAUACCAGUUGAAUAUAAAGAUGGAAGGUAUGUAGGUGAAAGUGGUCGGAAACUGAAAGAGGAGUGGGUAAGCCAAGGGUACAACCCUGAAAAGGUUGAACCUUUGUGGAACUUCCGAGGUCACUCAGGGUUGGCAAUUGUAGAAUUUAACAAAGAUUGGGAAGGUUUUAAGAACGCUAUUGCAUUCGAGAAGUCAUUUGAAAGGGAUCACAGGGGGAAGAGAGAUUGGUUUGCAGCGAAGCAUAAAGGAGAUAAACUGUAUGCUUGGCUUGCCAGUGAAGAAGAAUACAGGUUAGAUGGUCCUAUUGGCAAACACCUUAGGAAGAAUGGAGACCUUACUACCGUGUCUGACAUACAAAGAGAAGAUAGAAGGAAAGAAUCAACUCUUGUGAGCAAUUUAGCAUAUGCAUUGGAGUCCAAGAGUAAGAAAUGUGAAGACAUGAAGAAGAACAUAGGCAAGACUGAAAUUUAUAUGAGAAACGUGAUAGUGCAAAAGGAAGAGAUGGUUCAAACCUAUAAUGAAGAGAUCAAGAAAAUGCAGCAAAAUGCAUAUGAUCAGUUCCAUAACAUUUUCAUGGAGAGUGAAAGAAGUAAAGAACAAUUGGAGGCUCAGAGAGUAGAGCUGGAAACACGGGAGAGAGAACUAAAACAACUCCGAGCCCUGAACAAGAGUGAGAAACUGAAGCUCGAUUGCCAAAGGAAAAUGAAUGAGAUGGCUCUUUUGGAACAGAAGAAGGCUGAUGAAAAAAUGAUGAAGCUUGCUGAGGAUCAGAAGAGACAAAAGGAACAACUUCAUGAAAGGAUAAUUGAACUUGAAGCAAAGCUUGACCAAAAGCACGCAUUGGAGCUUCAAAUACAGAGGAUGAGGGGUGCCGUUGAGGUAAUGAAACAUUUGACCAAUGAAGGAGAUAUGGAAGAUACGAAAAAGUUGGAGUUACUAGAAGAGGAGCUCAAGGAAAAGGAAGAAGAACAUGAAUAUUUGAGUUCUAUCAGUCAAAAUCUUAUUAUCAAGGAAAGGAAUACCAAUGACGAAUUGCAGGAAGCUCGCAAGGAGCUUAUCAAUGGCUUGAAGGACACCCGUUCUAACAUUUGUGUCAAGAGGAUGGGCGAGCUUGAUGGAAAGCCAUUCUCCAUAGCUGCCAAGAGAAAAUAUUCUCAUGAAGAUGUGGCGGAGAAAGCAAUGGAGCUGUGUUCCUUGUGGGAGGAGUACCUUAGGGAUCCUAGCUGGCAUCCCUAUAAGGUAAUCAUGGAUGGAGAAAAUGCUAAGGAAGUACUCAACGAGAAUGAUGAAAAGUUGAAGGAACUGAAGUCUGAAUUCGGUGAUGAAGUGUACGAGGCUGUGAUUACUGCUCUGAAAUCUUUGUUAACCUCCUACACUAAUAACACUUCUCACAAGCUAGGAUUGAGGCUGAAAUCGAAAUUCCUUGGGCCUAUCAGCAAGAUUGCUUUGGCUGGGAUUCUAGUACAGGGGUCUGAUUUAUCAAUCGGCUGCAAGUCUCAUCUGGGAUUAAAGAGAACAAGGCACUUUUAUAAUUCCUCAACUUUCAGCGAGGGAAUAAUACUAAAGAUGUUCAAUAAGGCUUUAGAUUACGAAUCCCAAGAAAAUAUUAUGUGGAGAAGCAGAAAUGCAAACACUACAAGUACACCAUCAUCUGCAACUAGCAGCCAUAAUAGACAUAAUAAUGAACAUCCCACACAUAUUGAUUGGGAAGACGAGUACGAAGAUAGUAGCUUUGGCCUUCAUCAAGAAAGCAGUUAG